UAGCCACCGGCACUGGACAUCACAGGUGUGCCUGCAAACGUUAGUACAGCUGCUGCGCGAUGGAUUCGGAUUCUGGCCCCCAGCCGCGCGGGCCUGUCGCUCGCUGUGGUGCCUCAGUCAGUCCUCAUUGUUGGCUGCUCGUGGGCGUGUGAGUGUGUGUGUGAGUGAUAGCCUGAGGGUGCCGUUCAGCUCACUGGAACUGACACCAAGACUCAUCUUCUCAAGCUUGAAGGUUCCUGCCCAAGACGACUACCCUGUCCAGUGCAGCUGAACCGUCACCACCAACACACACAUCAGGCAACUUCGGGGGCUAGGGGACACCGCCCCAACACUCGGGGCCGACAGGAGCUCCCUCACGGCAGUCACCACCUACCUACCUGCCGCAGGGCACUAACAGUCCCCCUUACUAAGCUUACUUCACCUAACCCAGGCCGGGUGUCGGUGUAGCCCGCCACCCCGCCCACCCACCCAUCCUCUCACGCCCUCGCCAUGGAUCAGGUUGGUCGAGCAGUGAGAAGGGCGAUGCCCGGGAGCUGGUCUUGCCUGAGGUUCGCCUUGUACCAGACCCGGGCCAUCCCUGUUCGUCCCCUCCCCCGAUGCAUGUAUCAUGUCCUAGCGAGAACGCCAGUCGUGGACACUGCCCCUCCCUCCGCUGCAGACGCUGCAUGCCGGCUCUUCUUUACCUCUAGUGAAUCGGAAGCAUCGUGGAGGGAGAGCAUCUGCAUCUCCGUCGACUGUGAGGAUGAAACGCAUCCCCGUGAGUCAGACAUGUCAAGUGUGGUGUCUCGUUCCAGCGUCACGCCCAUCAACGUGGAGGAUCAGCUCUUCGAUAUGUUCAAGGACGAGACUGACAACACCGUCCACAUGGGGAAGUUCCUGGCCGCCCUGACGGAGACUGGGCUGCGGAAGACGGACCCUCGCCUGAUGGAGCUGAGGAACAACCUGAUGGAGGUCCACACCACCAUGGACGACCCGCGACACUCGCUGCCCACCUCAAGCUCCAUCGACAAGACGACUUUCAAGAGGGACCGGCACAGUCGUUCCCAGAGUCCCUCAGUGAAUGGGUCUCCUCGACGCUCAGUCCCCAUCGUGUCUCCGACCUCAAGAUGGCUCGACAGACAACAGUUCAAGAAAGUGAUACAGGACAACAUUGUGCUCAUAUCACGGGCCCUCAGACACCAGUUUGUCAUCCCGGAGUGGCACGAGUUCACGCAGCACAUUGAAGAGUUCUACUGGUCCGUCAAGACUCUCACAGGAGGCAAGGUUGCUUCAUACAUUCCCCAGCUUGCCAGGUUCCACCCCGAUCACUGGGGUGUGGCCGUUUGUUCAGUGGACGGCCAACGCUAUGAGAUUGGAGACACAAGCAUGAACUUCACAAUGCAAUCAUGCAGCAAACCUGUCACCUACGCCAUCGCCCUCAACGAGUUAGGGAACGAAACUGUGCACAAGUACGUCGGCACAGAGCCCAGCGGACGCAUGUUUAAUGCUAUUGUCCUCGACUACAACGACAAGCCCCACAACCCUUUGGUGAACGCCGGCUCCAUCAUCAUCAACAGUCUCCUCUACUCCCUCGUCAAGCCUGAAAUGUCUUCCUCAGAAAAGUUUGACUUCGUUCAGACUUACUUCAAGCGCCUGGCCGGAGGGGAAAACAUCGGCUUCAGUAACGGCACCUUCCUGUCGGAGCGGGAGAACGCCGACAGGAACUACUCGCUGGGCUACUACAUGCGGGAGAACAAGUGUUUCCCGGAGAAGUGCGACCUCAUGUCCUCCCUCGACCUCUACUUCCAGUGCUGCUCCAUGGAGGUGACGGCAGAAAGUGUGUCGGUGAUGGCAGCAACACUGGCCAACGGCGGCAUCUGCCCCACCACCGGCGAGCAGGUGCUGAAACCCAACGCCGUGCGGGACGUCCUCUCCCUCAUGCACUCCUGUGGCAUGUACGACUACUCCGGCCAGUUUGCCUUCAAGGUGGGGCUGCCAGCGAAGUCUGGCGUGUGUGGCGCCAUCAUGCUGGUGAUUCCUAAUGUCAUGGGCAUCUGCACCUGGUCACCACCUCUUGACUCCCUCGGUAACUCAGUCAGGGGCCUCAAGUUUUGUGAGGAGCUGGUUCAGGUGUUUAAUUUCCACCGCUACGACAACCUUCGUCACGCUGCCAACAAGAAAGAUCCUCGCAAGCAGAAGUUUGAGUCCCGGGGUCAGAAGGUGGUGUCCCUCCUCUUCUCUGCCUCCGCAGGGGACGUUACUGCCAUGAGAAGAUAUGCACUGGCUGGUCUGAACAUGGGACAGAGUGACUAUGAUGGGCGGACAGCACUUCACCUGGCAGCAGCUGAGGGGCACCUGGACAUUGUCAUCUUCCUUCUGGAAAAGUGUCAUGUUCCUCCAAGCCCCAAGGACAGAUGGAGCCACACACCAGCUGAUGAUGCCGAGGAGUUUGGUCACCAAGAAGUGGCCGAGUACAUUCGAGGUGUGGAGGCCAAGCUGGAGGCAGCCAAGGAGGACAAGGUCAUACCGGAGGUGGAGGAAGAGGCACAGGCUGAACAGUAAGGAGCUGACACUUUCCCUUUUUCUUUUGUUACAAAUCAUUAAUUGCUUCAUGAAACCAAGCAAAUUGGUUGACAUUGUUUCUUUAUGUUUCACCUUCCUACACACACACACACACACACACCUUCUCUCAGUAGCUGUGAUCACUAGCUCAAAAUCCUUUGUGUAACAUCUCGUGCAGCAUUGCUAUGUGUUAAUUUUAGGGCUUUGGCAUUUGGAUGUCAUAAGUAAAAGACAUGUAAUUAAUAUUACUAUUGUGUAUUUUAUUUUAGUUUAUUUUAUUUUUAUUUUAUUUUUUUAUUUUUUACCUUAAGAAUUUAUUUUUUCACAAUAUUUUCAAAGAAUUAAAAGUCUUCUGUCAAUUUUUGUAGUGUUUGGAGGGUGAAAUUAAAGCUUAUGGAAGACCAUUUCACAAACAAGUAGUUUAUUAGCAAGUUAGGGUAAUGAUAAAGGUUUUUGUCCUGAGCCACAUAUAAGACCCAUGUAUAAGUUGGGUAAGUGCAAAAAUGCACAGGUACGAGUUAAAAGCAGCACAGGAGUUAAGGUUAGUGCCAAACUACAUCAUAUAUUCACUUAAAAGUAAGCAUCAGAGAUCAGGAGGCAGGCAGAGUAACAGCAGCGGACCAUCAGAUGUAGUCUGUAAUAAAGUUGAAUGAUCCUAAAGGAUGAUGAUGUGGAAGUGAAUUACUGAAUUGGUAAGAUCUACCCCUGUGGCACUGCAAAGUUUGACCUACUAAGUUUCAUACAGCCAUUUACGAACCAUUACUGAAAGCAGAGACCUUCACAAAACCAUAGAAACCAUUAAACACUACUAGACUCUUCAAAGUAACGUGGCACUGUUAGUCAUCAGUGCUUACUGUUCCAAUUAUCCUUCAGGAGAUGGGAGUACUCAACUAAACUUUAAAAGAUGAAAGCAUCUGGACUUCCUGUGGAGAUUCAGGUGAAGUUUUUUCUGUUAUUUUCGUAACUGUUGAAGGGGAUGUCUCAGGCAAAUCUGUUUUUAUUCUUCUGUUAAAAUAUUGAAAAGUCGUAUAUUACAACCACAGUACAAGUAAAACAAUCCAAUUCAUAGUUUUGCCAAAUGAACUUAUCUUGGUCCUCAACAACAUUGGAGCAUGAAGUUACUUUUAAACAUUGAAUGCUUCCAUUAUUGAUGUCAUUAAAAGUACACAUAACUGCAUUGCAGGUUUUGCUAUGACGGUAUGCAAAUACUUAACUUCACACAAGUUUUUGAUGGUAUAAGUGAACACAGAAAACAGAAGUAAGUCAGGCUUUCAUCUGUUUUUAGGGACGCCAAAAUAUUCUUGAGUCUCUUCAUUGCAGGAAGACUUUUUCUUGCAUAUAUUUAACAAUUUGAUUCCUUAUCCACUCUAGAUAUAUAUGUGAAACAUUUAUACUAAUAGCACAAACUUCAGGUGAGGUGCUUAAGCAAUCUUUGUUUUCAUAUAUGUAAUGUCAUUAGUCAGUUUGCCAGUUAUGGAACAUGUAUGUAUACUUACACUUUAUAUAUUUAUAUUAAUAUAAAUUUCCCUCCUCCACAUGCUAGAAACUGUGUUGCUAGCUUACAAAGUGCUGACAAAAUCAUCCUUUUGAAUGCUCUCAAUACACAUCAUGUAACAUCCUGAUGAGUAAAUCCACAAAGAAUGAGCCCCAAUAGUUGUAGGUAGACCAUUACCACUACUUGCUUCAACAGUAUCACCAAAAGUGCUUCAUUUUAAUCACAAAAAUAUACUUUGUGAAACACCAUAGUGUUACUCAAAAUCUUGUUCUGAUCUCACCUUUAUCAUGUAGAAAAUGUUGAUUUAUUUCAACAUGUAAGUGAUGCAAAUACACGAGUCUAGAUUUGAGACACCCCCUUUAAACAGGCCCAGUUUUGACCACAGAUUCAGAGCCUGUUUUGAAUAGUGUAUUGCACUGCCUUGCCUUACACAAAGAUAUUCUUGAUUACUAUCAACAGGAAUGUGAUUCUAUAUCUUCCAAAUUGAAAUGGUGUGCCUUGACCUGUAGUUCAGGAGAGCACAAUAGGUUGUGAAGCACAAGCACCUGCACAUCUUUGCACCAUAUUACUACAGCCCUCAGCCCCACCACCACUUCCAUGCUGCACUGAUAAUGCUGGGAGUCUCAUUUGUGUGGUGUGGUUUGUUAAAAAAAAAAAUUAUAUAUAUAUAUAUA
This is a messenger RNA of Eriocheir sinensis (Chinese mitten crab), 4710 nucleotides long. It is a transcript of the gene GLS, whose product is annotated as glutaminase kidney isoform, mitochondrial-like. The record is from RefSeq and is a predicted model, not a curated record. Gene Ontology annotation, molecular function: protein binding; glutaminase activity. The coding region runs from base 490 to 2541 and encodes 683 amino acids. The transcript has 15 exons. Lineage: Eukaryota; Metazoa; Arthropoda; Malacostraca; Decapoda; Varunidae. Gene Ontology annotation, biological process: L-glutamine catabolic process.